Molecule: messenger RNA, 1234 nt
Organism: Aspergillus welwitschiae
Lineage: Eukaryota; Fungi; Ascomycota; Eurotiomycetes; Eurotiales; Aspergillaceae
Product: class I SAM-dependent methyltransferase
Exons: 1
Coding region: 236-1138 (300 amino acids)
Source: RefSeq, a predicted model, not a curated record
UCUCUUUCAGUUUGGUCUACUACUUCUGAGUUGCUAGUGGUCUCAACACGUAAUUAUCUCGGGCCCCACACCCCCCUCUUUUCUUUGUCCUACCCUUUAGUAUCUAUAAUAUGGGGCUUAGUGGAGAAUUGAAUGCUCUUAAAUGAUAAAGCAGACCAGCGCCUGUUGAAAGGGAAUCAAUUUACAUCUUGUAAGAUCUCAAUCCUAGUUCCUCAUCUUUCCUGCAUCUUACAAGAUGACCGCUUCUUCCCACAUCGAGAACUAUGACCAGUCCACGUACUGGACAUCUACAGCUCGGAACUUCCGUUCUUCUGCCCGCCUUCAUCUCCAGCACCUUUUAUAUCAAAGCACCCUCGGCUAUCUCCUAGAGCCCGCUGUCGAGAAGGCCGUGGCCACCACCCAGCAGCCUCUCAAAAUCGCUGACCUCGCCUGUGGCAAUGGUGUCUGGCUGAUCGAUUUACACACCCAAUUGGCGAAGAAAAACAUCACCGCCCAACUGGAUGGCUUUGACAUCAACCCCAUCAACUUCCCGGCAGCUGCCUACCUGCCCGCCUCUAUCUCACUGCAGCAGCUCGACAUCCUCGCCAAGCCCUUUCCCGCCCACCUCCUCGGCACCUACGAUGUAGUGCACAUCCGCGCCUUUUCCAGCAUAGUGUCAGGCUCCAACCUCACCCCCAUCCUCUCCGUGGCCUCAUCCCUUCUGAAGCCCGGUGGCUACCUGCAGUGGGAAGAAAACCGCGGCGACCUCUUGAUUGUCGAGGCCCCAGCCCCACAUAUCUCCACGGAAGCCUGCGACCGUGUCGUACAGGUGCUUAAGGGCGGGUUCAAAGCGAAGGGCAUGAGCAAUGACUGGAUCGAUGAGCUCGAUACCCACCUGGCGCAGUUUGGGCUGCAGGAUACGCGUCUUCUUGCUCACGAUAAGCGCAAACAGGACUACAAAGCCUGGACUGAGGAUUACUUGAUGGUGUGGGAAGAAUUGACUGCCUUGUUCCCACCUAAAGCUGAUGCUCCUAAUGCGCCGCUGUCUCGUGAGGCCUGGGUUGCUAUGUUCGCCGCUGCAGUUAAGGAAACUGAGGAGGGGGUCGUUGUACACCAGCGACGGAUUUUGACAGCCGUGGGGAAAAAGCCAGUGGCGUGAAUUGUUGGGAUGUCUCUUUUUGCCUGACACUGUAAUGUCUUCUUUUUUUUUAAAAUCGCCAGAAAAUGAGUUCCGUACCAAUAGUGCCAUUCAAAC